CUCGUGCUGUCCCUCCCCGGUCUAUAUAAAGGUCCAUGAUGCCUGCGAUGCCGGUCUGGUCUUUUCUUUGUCGGCAUCAACGAUAGAAAGCGUCUUCAGCAUUCUCUUCGACGCAAUUCCAGCCGUGGGCAGUGUUCAUCAUGGGUUUCAAUCUCAAAGCUCUUGCCGUGUCUGCCUUGGUGGCCGCCAGCCAAGCUUCUCCCCUCUAUCCCCGGGCUGGCAGUAACUCCAACGCUACCUACGCCUUCACCAACUCCAAUGGCCUCAACUUCACCCAGAUGAACACCACUCUGCCCAAUGUCACCCUCUUCGCUACAGGUGGCACAAUUGCCGGCUACAGCGCCGACAGAACGGCAACCACGGGCUACAAGUCCGGUGCGGUCCCUAUUGAGCAUCUGAUCAAGGACGUGCCGGAGAUGCUCGACGUCGCCAACGUCGCGGCCGUCCAGUUCACCAACGUGGGAAGCGAGGACAUCUCCUCAUCCAUCCUGCUGCGCAUGGCCAAGCAGAUCAACGAGGUCGUCUGCAAUGAUCCCACCAUGUCCGGCGCCAUCGUCACCCACGGCACCGACACGCUGGAGGAGUCCGCCUUCUUCCUCGACGCCACCGUCAACUGCCACAAGCCCGUCGUGGUCGUCGGCUCCAUGCGUCCGUCGACCGCCAUCUCGGCUGAUGGCCCUUACAACCUUCUGGAGGCCGCCACCGUGGCGUCCAGCCCCGAUGCUCGGGACCGCGGCGCCAUGAUCGUCAUGAACGACCGCAUUGUCUCGGCCUUCUACGCGUCCAAGACCAACGCCAACACCAUGGACACCUUCAAGGCCCCGGAGAUGGGCAACCUUGGCGAGCUCGUCUCCAACAGCCCCUACUUCUUCUACCCGGCCGUGGAGCCGACCGGCAAGACUGCCAUCGAUGUCAGCAACAUCAAGUCCAUCCCUCGCGUUGACAUCCUCUACGCCUACGAGGACAUGAGGAACGACACCGUCUAUUCGGCCGUCGAGAACGGCGCCAAGGGCCUUGUGUUCGCCGGCUCCGGCGCAGGCACCAUCGGAUCCUCCGCCACCGCCGCCAUCACCGACGUCGUGAAAUCCUCGCAGAUCCCCGUCGUCGUCAGCACCCGCACGGGCAACGGCGAGGUCCCGACCUCCAGCGACAAGUCCCAGAUUGCCAGCGGAUACUUGAACCCUGCCCAUUCGCGCAUUCUGCUGGGCUUGCUCAUGGCGCAGGAGAAGAGCAUCGAGGAGAUUCGCGCAGCGUUUGCCAAGAUCGUUGCGUAAUUUUCUUCUCUUUCUCUCUCGCUUCUUCUUUUCUGAGUCCAUAUCUUUGAUGGACCGACCGUGUAUGAUUAUGAUUUAUGUUCUGGGGGGGAUGUUUACACAUCUAGACUAUUUAGUAUAUAAAACAGGGGAGAUAAACGGGUGGUCUUGAUAUUUGUGUAUAGAUUUUUAUAUAGAUUUGACC
Aspergillus steynii IBT 23096 is the source of this 1458-nucleotide messenger RNA. Its product is annotated as asparaginase ahrA. NCBI's taxonomy places the organism in Eukaryota, Fungi, Ascomycota, Eurotiomycetes, Eurotiales, Aspergillaceae. The transcript is spliced from 3 exons. Gene Ontology annotation, molecular function: asparaginase activity. The record is from RefSeq and is a predicted model, not a curated record. Bases 141 to 1274 code for a protein of 377 amino acids.